UCUUUGCUUCUUUGCUUCUUCGCUGGGAAUCGUGUUUCAAAUGGAAUUGGCAACUUCAACACAAAUCACGAAAUACAUGGAAUCUUUCCGACUUUUGGAGGGAAUUCCCAUGCAAUAUACUUUCUUGACAGGUAAAUGCCCAUUUCGGAUUCCAUCGUUCAGCUUAUUAUUCUGAGUUCUAGACGAAAAAUCAAAAUUUGAUCCGAAUUAUUCAUCAUGACUAAGAAAAGGCCAAAUUAAUGAUUAGCGUUUACCAAUUUAUUGGAGUUGGUCAUCAACUAUGCAGAUUUUAAGUUAGAGAACACUAUGGAGUACCCAAACCUUAUCAAAGGGCUUAUCACGAGUCAAUAAAAUGACUAGCAUGUGUAGAUCACCACUGCGGUAUGAUCUCUGAUUGGCUUCCACCCGUGGCACUUCUUCAAUACGUCAAACCUCAAAUUUAACUUACAAAGCACUGUCCUUCUGCUUUUCGACGAGUAUGGAAGAGAUAUAUAGGGGGGGUCUCAUAUUCUAGAUUGCGCCUUCUACUCAUAAUCACAGCACUCCCAUAACCUCAUCUCAUCCACACUUUAUAGAGGAGCAUCUUUAUCUCGAUUCACAACUCACACCGUAUAUAAUUUCUCGAAACUAAUUGAAGCUACCACAUUUCGAGAUAAUGGCGAACCUUGUCAAGAAUAUUCUCAUCCUCGGCGGAUCUUAUGCCGGAGUUAGCACAGCACAUCGAAUCCUCAAGCAAUCAGCCAAAGCCGGACUCGCCAUCAAGAUCACAUUAGUUUCACCAAAUACCCAUGUAUACUGGAACCUUGCCUCCGUACGAGCAAUUGUACCUGGAGAAGUGCCAGAUGAGAAAGUUUUCUCUUCCAUAGCUACAGGAUUUAAGCAAUACCAAACCGAUAAAUUCGAGUUUAUUGUCGGUACAGCUGAAGGCUUGGAUGUGGAGAACAAAACAGUUGUUGUUUCGAGCGAUAGUGGGAGAUCGAGCUUGAACUACGAUACACUUAUCCUUGCCACUGGUUCAAGAACUAGAGAAGAUUCUCCUUUUAAGAGCAAGGGUUCCUAUCAAGAAACGCUUGCCUCGUUACAUGAAUGGCAAUCCAAGGUGAAGAAUGCAUCUUCUAUCUAUAUCGCUGGAGCUGGAGCCACAGGUAUGUUCUUCCUGUACGAUUAAUCAAGAUCUUUAAUUCUCACAUAUGUGAUUAGGUGUGGAAACAGCUGGUGAGCUAGGUUUUGCAUACGGAUCAUCGAAGAAAGUUACUCUGGUAAGUUGUCCACCGGAAUUUGGACCUCAGAAUCCACUCAGAUUACUAACUCUUAAUCCCAGGUUGCAAGUGGCCCGAUUGUUCUUGAAGGGACUCCACCAAGUGUCUCAAAAACUGCCACCAAACAACUACAAAACCUUCAUGUUGACAUCAUGGUCUCUACCAAAGUUUCUGGCUCAGCAAAGACACCCGACGGGAAAUACGAACUCACAUUCUCUAACGGCAAGAAAGUCACCACCGAUUUGUACAUUCCAAGUAUGGGUCUUGUCCCAAAUUCUUCAUAUAUUCCAGAAAAAUACCUCAACCCAGCAGGUUAUGCAAUCGUGGACGAGUUUUUGAGACUCAAAGGAACUAAAGAUGUUUGGGUGGUGGGUGACGUGUCAGCUGUUGAGCGACCACAGUAUGUGAAUACCGAAAAGCAAAGUGUGCAUGUUGCGAAGAACAUUGGAUUGGCGUUGAAGAAUUCCCAGCCAGUGGGUUAUAAGGUUGCCGAAAAAAGUUAGUUUGCUCCUACUUCCCCUUAAUCUCGACUUGAAUUACCGAGAAUAACGAUAUAUUGACUCUACUUUAGAUAUGAUGGUAGUUACAGUUGGUAAAAAAGUCGGCACAGGUCAUAUGGGAGGAAUGAAACUCCCUAGCUUCAUGGUCAACAUGGCAAAGGGAAAGACAUUGUUUUCCGAGAAGUUGGUGCCUAUGGUCAAUGGAUCUUCAUUUUAAAAUGAUUCUAAUAGUGUUCAUCGCGCUCUUCCUUUGGAAGGGAUGAAGAUUCAGGCGUUUUGGGAGAUGGAGAAGGGAGAUACCAUUUAUUUCUUUUUUCUACUCAUUAAUAUUUAUUUAAUUGUAUUUGUUCGAUUCUUUAACUAUUGAAUAUCCCUGA
This is a messenger RNA of Sclerotinia trifoliorum, 2136 nucleotides long. Lineage: Eukaryota; Fungi; Ascomycota; Leotiomycetes; Helotiales; Sclerotiniaceae. The record is from the annotation of a GenBank genome assembly.